Doryrhamphus excisus (bluestripe pipefish) is the source of this 4673-nucleotide messenger RNA. It is a transcript of the gene spry1, whose product is annotated as sprouty homolog 1, antagonist of FGF signaling (Drosophila). NCBI's taxonomy places the organism in Eukaryota, Metazoa, Chordata, Actinopteri, Syngnathiformes, Syngnathidae. The record is from RefSeq and is a predicted model, not a curated record. Gene Ontology annotation, cellular component: membrane; cytosol. Gene Ontology annotation, biological process: multicellular organism development; negative regulation of Ras protein signal transduction; animal organ development.
UGUGAGACCUCCAUUAAUACUUUCAUAAUAAUAUCCAUAUGUCAUAAAGUACUCUUUGCUAGUACUUGCUAAUAUGGAUUAGCUAGUUACGAGUUAGUGUUUCAAUGUACAGCAUUUCUUUACUGUGACAUACAUGCUAAACAUAACGUAGAUACAUCUUAUUUUCAUAAAUAAAUAGCUAAAUUUCAACUUAUUACUACUUUUACUGCCGGGAAUAGGAAAUGUAACAUUUAGCUAUCAGUCAUGUUAGCUAGCUUAAUCGCCGCCUUGGUAGUAUAGUAACUAUACUGUAUAUGCUAACAUAGCUUUACAUUUACAUUUAGCUAUGAUGCUAACUAUGAUGCUAAUGUUUACCAGCAUGUUUACGUCAUGUCUCAAAUUAAUGUGUAGUAUAAAUUAGUGCUAUAAUUGUUAUAAAUGUAGUGUAAAUAUGUUGUAUAAUUAGUAAAAAUGUGUAGUAAAACCGUAUAUUAUAAAUGUAGUGUCGAAUUGUAGUUUAAAUGUGGGCUAUAAAUGGGGCCGUAUAAAUGUUAAGUAUAAAGGUGGUAUAAACAUGCAGUAUAAUGUAAAGUAUGUUAUGAAGAUGUAGUAUAAAUGUGUGAGUUUAUUGUUUGCGUACAAGGUGAGUGUCUUUUACCAAAAAUGAUUCCUUAAAAAAAAAAACAUGUUUGACGUCACGGUGGGUCACGCCAUUAUUCACCAAAGCCACAAGAGCGGAAGUCCGCGCACGUUCGCUCGCGCCACCUUAAGCACGCGCACGGCGGGCGAGCACGCGGGCCCGCUCUCAUGCGUCCAAUGAAUGACGAGCGGAUGUAAUGUAUCCUUUGCGAGGGGGGCGUGGCCUAAGGCAGCAAACACUGCUGCCCCCCCCUCAUCAUUCAUUCACACCCCGCAGCCCCGCCAAGCAGGAGCCAGCCCGACGGAGCUCACCGACAUCGGACCGAACCUCCCCGAGAUUUCAGCCUCUUUUAGCUUCACUCACACUUUGCUCGCCUUUCGACACACUUUGUAGUGUCCUCCAUUCGGAACUCGUACCAAGCUCCGUCCUGGUCAGAGUUCGGCCUACUUCUGGUUUGUCUUCUCCCACGCUAAAAAAAAAAGUGCGUGUUUUUUAGGUUUUUUUGUGCAGAGUUACACUGUGGAUUUACUGUCUUUUUUUCCCACCGGGAGCAAUGAACUUUGCAAACAGGAAAAGAAGAGAAUAAAGUCGGAAUACUUUAAGGAAACGGAUAUUCGUACUUGGGAUUAAGCAGGCUGAGUUCAGCUGCAGCGUUUCCCAUUUUGGAUGGACUUUUCCUAAACUGCCUGCUUGAUGGAUUGGAGCCUAUGGACGCUUGCUUAUAGGUUUUCCGAUGCAUGCCAAGUCCACGGUGAAUGUCGGAAGUGGUGAUCCCCCCAGAUGGAGCUCCAAAGUCAACAUGGCCCCGGCGGUUCAUUAGUGGUGAUCCAGCAGCCUUCCCUGGAGAGCCGCCGGAGGUCGGAUUACGAGCGGGAGUUCCAGCAUGCCGCUAUCCUCUCCCUGGACCAAAUCAAGGCCAUCCGCUCCAGUAACGAGUACACGGAAGGGCCCUCGGUGGCGCGGCGGCCCCCGGUGCCCCGUAUGCCGCCCCGGCCCCAUGAAAAGCAGGAGAGGACUCAUGAGGUCAUGCUGGUCAAUGUGAAUAACAAUUAUGAGCACCGGCCGUCGGGACACCACCACCACCACCAUGUUGGAGUGGUGGGGGGGCAGCAUCACAGCGGGUCUCGGGUGCCGGGCCUCAGCCGCUCCACAAGCACGGGGAGCGCUGCGAGUUCAGGGAGCAACAGCAGCGCCUCCUCCGAGCAGGGACUCCUGGCACGCUCGCCCCCCAGCAGACUGAGCUCGCAACGGCCCGUGCGGACUCAACCCAAGCCCAAGGGGCUCCCCCACUUCCCUCAGGCUCCUCUCAAAGGGAAACCGGACUCGUCCAGCCCCUCUAAGGUGUCGCCCGCAUCCGGGCACCAGUUCAUCUGCGAGCGCUGCGGCAAGUGUAAAUGCGGCGAAUGCACGGCGCCGAGGACCCUGCCGUCGUGCCUGGCGUGCAACGGCCAGUGCCUGUGCUCGGCGGAGAGCGCGCUCGAACACGGCACCUGCAUGUGCCUGGUCAAGGGCAUCUUCUACCACUGCUCCAACGACGACGAGGGGGACUCGUGCGCCGACCACCCCUGCUCGCUGUCGCACUCGCACUGCUGCUCGCGCUUCCUGUGCAUGGGAUUAAUGUCGGUACUCUUCCCCUGCCUGCUGUGCUACCCGCCCGUCAAGGGCUGCCUCAAGGCAUGCCAGGGCUGCUACGACCGGGUCAACCGGCCGGGCUGCCGCUGCAAGAACUCCAACACUGUGUAUUGCAAACUGGAGAGCUGGGCCCCACAGAACCAGGAGAAGCCCUCCUGAUCGCCCCCCCCCCCUCUUCCCACUACCACCUCCCUUCUUGUGUGGAUUUUACGCUGACGAUAAUGACAAUACUAAGAAUGUUUAUCCAGCAUUCCGAGCACCUCCUUCCGACCCCGUCUUCCCUCUUCAAAGCCCCCACAAGGAGCCAAGCAAAGGAGUAACCACUCGAUUCUUUUCUUCUUCUGGAUCAGGACCGUGUUUUUACACACCAGUGUUUGCCUUAACCGCCCCCCCAUAACCCCCAAAAACCCAAAACCCCCAAUCCAUCCUCGCUUCUCAGCUGCCAUAUCUCCUCUCCAUGUCUUCUAAUCUGUGAAGGACCACCUUGAGGGCGCUGAUGUAGCUGUUACCUGGCGUUCAUAGCCAGCAGGUGUCUUUUUUUUAUUUUUUUUUAUUUUUAUUUCAUUUUUUAUGCCGAUGUUGCAUUAACAAAAGCACAUCCAUCUCAUUUAGUCUUCAUCUGUUCCCGUUUUCUUGAUGUCAUUUCUUGUGUGUACAUUGUAAGCUCAAACACAAAACCCAUAAAAGGAAUUCUGGCUUUUUUUUUUUUUUUUUAAGGAAACAAUGUCUGUUUAAAACAUUUUUUUGUUGUUUUGUUGUAAAAAAUAUAUUUAUUAUGUGAAGCUCUAUUAUUUUAUGAUAUUUAUUGCAAGAGACAGUCUUAAAUUUACUCAUGUCUGAAUAUAACAAAAAUAUCAAAUACUUAGUGAAAAAAAGAAAGGGUGGCACAAAAGAAAGUAUGUUAACUUUAAUGCAGAAAAUAUAUGAAUGAAUGGAAAAAAAAAACAAGCGCUGUGUCGUGUCUUUAAUUGUGCUUUUCUUGUCUUUGUAUUUUAGCAGCGCUAGCCAUCGAGCUAAAAGCUGUCAACUUGUAAUCCGGCGCUGCUCUUAAGGCAUCUGGGUGUGAGCUUUACCAGCUGGGAUCCGUGAUAUAAGUCACAGUCUACAGUCACCUUGACAAUGAAGGUCAUUAGCGUCUUUGCUAGCUAGCAAGCAAGCCGCCAUGUUUGUCACAGGAAGUAGCUCAAAUGCUUUUACGUCCUUUUGAGCAAUCAGAUCAGGAUGCUCCCAAAGUCCCCUUAUGAGGCUGCGGGGGCCACCUGUUCAAAGAUAAUAAAACGCCGGCCGUCAAUGCUUUGGUUUUUAUGGCGUAACCCCAACCCCCCCGUGCACCCCCCCGGCCCCCUUCUUCCUUUUUUUUUUUUUUUUUUUCCAAGCAACACUCACCCAUUUGUCCGCCUCUUUUUGUCAGGGAAUUUAUCACUUGGGUCUGUUGACACCCCACCCUAAACUGACACCCAUCCCCCAACCCAACCGGCCCCCGGGCAAUGAGGUCAUCGCUUUGAAAAUUGGUUGGUCAGCUAGAAAUACCAACACUAACCAGGAAGUCCUCAAAACAAAACCUGCUAAAAUGUGUUUUUAUUCAUUUAAUUGCUUUUAGUUGGCAAAUAAGAAGGUAAGCAAGGAAACAUCAGGUGACUUUUGUCGUAUUUUUGCUUUGUCAGCACUUAAAUGGACCAUCAAGACUAAUUAAGCCUUCUGUACUUAAACCCUCCCCUCUUUUCUGAGAAGAGUGGUAUGUGCCGUUUGUUGACCUCAAUGGUUAAGAGUGGAUGAGUGACUUGUCAAUUUCAGGAACAUUUCUGGGUUGACUUCUUCUUGCCCUGGUGAGCCACUCGGGGACAGGGGAGCCGCUCGGCUGGGAAAAAAAAAGCUGGGAAAAUUCUAGCUCUUCCAGGCUGUGUGAAAAGGGCAAUAGUUCAUCUGUAAUACAGCUCUAAAACUACCACUGAAAUAUUGCUGAAAAAUUGCCGGGUUGAUUUCUUCCCUACAGUUCCAUAUCGGGACUGAUGACAGGACAGCAAGGGAAAAAGCUGUGAAAAUGCCAGAUUUUAGGCUGUGUGAAAAGGGCUACAGUCUAAAGGCAAGCCUCGGUUAUACAGUUUUAAAACCACUUCCGGAAAUUGAUUGAAAAUUGCCGGGUUGACUUCUUCCCAACCGUUCCAUAUCAGGUGUGAUGACAGAACAGCAAGUGAAAAAGCUGUGAAAUACCAGAUUUUAGGCUGUGUGAAAAGAGCUACAGUUAUACAGCACUAAAACCACUUCCGGAAAUUGAUAGAAAAUUGCCGGGUUGACUUCUUCCCAACAGUUCCAUAUUGGGACUGAUGACAGGACAGCAAGGGAAAAAGCUGUGAAAAUGCCAGAUUUAAUUCUGUGUAAAAAGGGCUACAGUCUAAAGGCAAGGCUCGGUUAUACAGUACUA